CAUAAAUGGAUGAAAUAUACGAUAUUGAUGAUAGUUGUUUAUUCACCACUAUUACUACUACUUCACAUGAUCCCACUGAAUCACAAAAAAAUAGUGAUGACCUUAUCUUAUUCCCAAGUAUGAAAUGCGAAACCUCUUAUGAUAGAAAGAAAAAUGAUCUACUAUGGAAAUUAACAACGCCGUUAUCAUCUUCAUCUCCCUCAUCAUUAAUAACAACAACAUCUCAUUCAUUAACAUAUUUAAACCGUCAUCAUUUUUCAAAUGCCCAUUCAAGAAAUGUAACUAAACAUCACGUUCAGCAUCAUCAUCAACGAAAUGCUCGUUUAAGUAUAAAUGCUAGAGAAAGACGACGAAUGCAUGAUUUAAAUGAUGCAUUAGAUGAUUUACGCAGUGUUAUCCCGUAUGCACACAGUCCAUCUGUAAGAAAACUGUCAAAAAUCGCUACAUUGUUAUUAGCGAAAAAUUACAUUCUAAUGCAGGCAAAUGCAAUUGAUGAAUUAUACAAAUUAAUCAUACGUCUUAACUCACAAAUUCAACAGUCAGACUCUUUAUUAUUAAAUGAUGAUAAUAAAAGCAUCACAUUUGAACCUAUCAAGUCGAAAUUACUGGAUACUACUCACCUUGAUAGCAACUGUAAUAUUCCAAGUAAUGUUAUAUAUACAUCUCCUGUCCACCCGAUAUCUUUCCCAUCUCACCUACCUCCAUGUUCAAUGUCAAGUUCAUCAGAAAACAAUAAGUAAAACAAAGCAUCUAUCAAUAAACUACUAUAUUUUUUCAAUAAUGAUAAUAAUAACUUAAAGAUCUUCAGAGUUAAAGUGCAAUAUGGUUGGUCAGCUUAACUAAUAAUUUCACUAAACAAUUUGAAUGGAUUUUCUUAUACCACUUGUAAAAGUGUUUAUUA
This is a messenger RNA of Schistosoma intercalatum, 901 nucleotides long. Lineage: Eukaryota; Metazoa; Platyhelminthes; Trematoda; Strigeidida; Schistosomatidae. The record is from the annotation of a GenBank genome assembly.